AGUGCUGCACCGACACAAAGAGAGAGAGAGGAUAGACUAGCAGUAAACAGCAGACUGUGUGAAAGUAAAGCGCUUGUUUUGGAUUAUUACGCAUACUACAGAACAGCACAAACUGACUGCGCUCUAGCAUGAGUUCAGCAGUAUCCUUGGAGUGAUCGGACUUGCAGCUUACUUGCAAAGCGCAAGUUCGUUGGCACUUUGUCGAGGACGAAUCACGCACAGAAACCAACGAUGGAGAGGAGCAUCCCGGGAUGGUGGGUGCUGUUAACCCUCGUCCUGCACGGAACGGGAUGCAUGGCGGCCAAGGAGCACCAAUGCCAGGAGAUCUCCGUGCCUCUGUGCAAAGGUAUCGGCUACAACUACACCUACAUGCCCAAUCAGUUUAACCACGACACGCAGGACGAAGCCGGCCUGGAGGUGCACCAGUUCUGGCCGCUGGUGGAGAUAAAGUGCUCCCCGGACUUGCGCUUCUUCCUCUGCAGCAUGUACACACCGAUCUGCCUAGACGACUACAAGAAGCCUCUGCCCCCGUGCAGGAGCGUGUGUGAACGGGCCAAAGCUGGGUGCGCUCCGCUCAUGAGGCAGUACGGCUUCCCGUGGCCAGAUCGGAUGAGGUGCGACCUGCUGCCGGAGCAAGGCCACCAGGAUAUGCUGUGCAUGGACUACAACCAGAGCCAGACCACCACUGCGUCGCCAGUGGUAGCGAAGCCAACCAACCGCCCCAUGAAGCCUUACAACCCCAGGAAGAAGAACGGGUACAGUCGUGGCAUCCCCGGGAAGCACAAACCAGCAGCCUCUCCGUGUGAGACAGGAUGCUUCUGCCGUGCGCCCAUGGUGCCGGUGACCAGCGACAGCCACCCGCUGCACAACCGAGUCAAAACGGGACAGAUCCUGAACUGCGCCAUGCCGUGCCACAAUCCCUACUUCACCCAGGAAGAGAGGACUUUCACUGCCUUCUGGAUCGGACUCUGGUCCGUCCUGUGUUUCAUCUCCACUUUUGCAACUGUGGCGACUUUUCUAAUCGACAUGGAGAGAUUUAAGUAUCCGGAGCGUCCCAUCAUAUUCCUCUCUGCCUGCUACAUGUUUGUGUCCGUGGGAUACAUUGUCAGACUGAUCGCCGGACACGAGGAAGUGGCCUGCAACAGAGAAAACGGAGCUGAACACAUCCACUAUGAAACCACAGGUCCUGCGCUCUGCACCAUAGUUUUCCUGCUUAUCUAUUUCUUCGGCAUGGCCAGUUCGAUAUGGUGGGUGAUAUUGUCCCUCACUUGGUUUCUCGCUGCAGGAAUGAAGUGGGGGAACGAGGCCAUUGCCAGUUACGCACAGUACUUUCAUUUGGCUGCCUGGCUCAUCCCCAGCAUGAAAUCCAUUGCAGUUUUGGCUCUGAGUUCGGUUGACGGGGACUCUGUGGCUGGGAUAUGCUACGUGGGCAACCAGAAUUUGGAUAACCUGCGAGGUUUUGUGUUGGCACCUCUGGUUAUCUACCUGUUCAUCGGCACCAUGUUUUUGUUGGCCGGGUUCGUCUCGCUGUUCAGAAUCAGGAGUGUUAUCAAACAAGGGGGCACAAAGACUGACAAACUGGAGAGACUGAUGAUCCGGAUAGGAGUUUUCACAGUUUUAUACACCGUCCCAGCCACUGUCAUAGUGGCGUGUUACUUUUACGAGCAGCAUAACAGACAGACGUGGGAAAUUACGCACAACUGUACUUGCAUGACGGACCCGAACAGGCAGAGACCGGACUAUGCUGUGUUCAUGCUCAAAUACUUUAUGUGCCUCCUGGUGGGCAUCACCUCGGGGGCCUGGAUCUGGUCCGGUAAAACCUUGGACUCCUGGAGGACGUUUUGCACGAGGUGCUGCUGGGGGAGUAAAGCCACCGCGGGCUCCAUGUACAGUGAUGUGAGCACGGGACUCACUUGGAGGUCCGGGACGGCCAGCUCCGUCUCGUGCCCCAAACAGAUGCCACUGUCCCGGGUCUGAACAGGGGAAGACUGUUGCUCAAAUGCACCUUAAGGUCAUUUGACGCUAAAGACUUUUUUUUAAAACAGCGCAUAUCAGCUUCUUUGGGGACAAAGUGGCGCAAAGACUAAUUUAAAAUCAUUUGGUUAAUUAUUCAAAGUGAGUCACCAAACUGCCAGUUUAGAUGAAGCUUUGGUCCUAAGCACUCCCCUAAUGUGAAAUACGUGUUGCAUUUGCGGUCAUAUGUUCCAAUCUGCUCAUAAGAGUUAUAAGAUCAGUUUGGAUUUCUUAUAUAUUACUUAUGAAAAGUUCUCCCUCCUUGCCUUAUCCAAAUGACGUCCAUGGGUUUGAAUAGAGGGGGUUGGCAGGGGAGGGAGGGGGUGGGUGGGGGGGGGGGGUAACUAAUUGUGUUGGGAUUGUCCAUCAGCGUGUUGUAAUUAGCACAUUAAUGAGCGCCUAAUGGCUUCUCUUUAAAUAAUGAGACUGUCAGCAGCAGAACAAUGUACCUGGCAAGAAGAAUGCAGAGUCUUAUCUUAACUUAAUUGAAUGCGUACAGCUGACAAGAUCCCCCUUGUCGAUAGGUUACAUGGUAUAGCUAAGACUCACUUCUUCUUGUAAAACUGUAAAGAACCGCUGUGUCUUAAACAUAAGAUUCACAAUGAGACUGCUCUGUUUAAAAUCAGGCCAGGCUGUGUUUUUUUUCUUUCUCUUGUCUAUGAAAUGGAUUUACAAGUACAUUAAUCAAUGCCUUAAUACUGUCUCAUACGGGUUGCAUUAGCGCGUAAAGUGUAUUUAUAUAAUUAUUGGUGUACAUACCUUGUAUAUUUGUAUAUGAAAAUUUACGAGAUUGUAAAUAUGUAUAAUUUUCACUUUGAUAGAAAAUUUUAUUUUGAGAAUAAAACAACUUGAAUUUUUA
Scomber scombrus (Atlantic mackerel) is the source of this 2872-nucleotide messenger RNA. RefSeq names its product frizzled-8-like. Gene Ontology annotation, cellular component: plasma membrane. Bases 232 to 1977 code for a protein of 581 amino acids. The record is from RefSeq and is a predicted model, not a curated record. Lineage: Eukaryota; Metazoa; Chordata; Actinopteri; Scombriformes; Scombridae. The transcript has a single exon. Gene Ontology annotation, molecular function: Wnt receptor activity; Wnt-protein binding. Gene Ontology annotation, biological process: canonical Wnt signaling pathway; non-canonical Wnt signaling pathway.